AUGCCGUUGGACAGCAUUGGUAUCAGCAAUAAAAAUGUCAUUUUGAAUGCAGGCCAGUACUCGGAAGAACAUGUUCUAAAAUGCACAUUCAAAGCAUGUGACCCAGAAGAAACAGGACAGGUUUCUGUUUUCCGCAUCAUUGAAUAUUUACAAGAAAUGACAGGGCAAAGCUGUGAAGACUGGGGGCUUCAAUCUCUCUACAAGAGAUUGGACCCUGAAGAACAAGGGCUUACUGUUGAUUUUUUCACCUUCUAUACUGUUAUGAAAGAUUGGAUUUCAGACUGUCAACAGGAAGGGGAAGAGGCUACUGACCUGACAAAUAGUAUCAAGGACUUACAGCAUGACAACAAACAGUUAGCAGUGCAGAAUGCUAAACUACAGAGAACUAUAGAGGCUGCAGAAGAGCUCAAUUCAAGACUCUCUGAAGAGAUUUCUCAAUUGAAAGGGAAGCUGAGAGGUAACCAGCAAAUACUGGAACAAGCUAAAAUCUUGGCAAAUGAAUUGGAAGAUCUGAAAUUUUUUUCAAAAAGUAUGGAGGAGGAAAAUAAUAGAUUACACACACAAGCACGGCAGUUGGAAAAAGAGCAGCAGCUUCUCUCUGUUAAGAUGGAUAACCUUCAGGAUGAGAACAAAAAGCUGCUUCUAGAAAAAGAAAGCUCAGAGGGUAAAAUCAAAGAGUUAUUUACAAAGAAAACCAAAAUGAAGUCACAACUCUCUGAGUAUGAAAAUCAUAUCUCUUGCAAAGAGGCUGCCCUUAAUAAAUGUUUAUAUUUAUAGAAAAUAAAACAAACAGAAGAGCUUACAAUAAUUCUAGACGAAUAUCGAAUGAUGGUACAGGAAUUGAAGCUGGAAGUUAGUAGGCUUCAAGAACAAAUAUGUCAAUCCUAUCAAGACUUAAAAAUGCCGCCAACAAACUCUCUACCAAACAUGAGUGGUCCCAUACAGGCACAGUCACUCUACAAAGAGAUUGAAGAAUCACGUAGCGACCUCAGUAAGGAGUGUGACUUGCCUAGUCCUUUGUGUGGGAUGUUGAAUUCUUUGGUGAUACAUCCAGUGGCUGAAGGAAGCAUUGAUUAUUUGACAGAACAGGAACAUAGCAAGAAAAAGUCAGAUGAUAUCAAAGCAUUAUUUCCAGUUUCACAUAUCUUGCCUCAGUUAAGCCUUUCGACUGAUGGUAAACUAAUAUUGAAGAAUCAGGAACAGAAACAGGACCGAAAUCAUCUUCUCUCACAGAAAUGGGGAAGGGAGGAAUCAGAACAAACCCUGACAAAUGAACACACUGGCAAUAGCAAGACUCUUGAAUUGACUCUAAAGAACAUGGAUGUAUGGGCCUACUCAUCUAAUAUAGAGUCUCAGAUGGUGCAUUUUAACUUUCAAGAAAUCAUGGUUUUCAGCUCAGCAGAAUUAAGCUCUGAAGAAGCCUUGCGGAAAUACCCUUUCAUCCCAAAAGAUGGUGAACUAAUCCCAAAUGUUUGGAAAAAAACUAAUGGCCACUCAAAUGAAAUCCUACUUCAAAGAUUUUUUGACGUCCCAUUAAGCUAUCUAAUCCUGCACAUCAUCCAGGAACUGUUACUCCUUGGACUGCUGCUUGUUUUGUGUGUUUCCUUGCUAGCAGUUUUCUGUUUAAUUAUAUUCUACAACCAAUUUUCAAUGUGGAUUGAGCCAAAGGGAAAUUUUUGGCAUUUCUUGUCACUGAAGUAUCAACAUGUACCACCUAUCUGA
This is a messenger RNA of Pseudonaja textilis, 1722 nucleotides long. NCBI's taxonomy places the organism in Eukaryota, Metazoa, Chordata, Lepidosauria, Squamata, Elapidae. The record is from RefSeq and is a predicted model, not a curated record.